Messenger RNA from Zychaea mexicana, 791 nucleotides. Its product is annotated as PRELI-like family-domain-containing protein. The transcript is spliced from 3 exons. Gene Ontology annotation, molecular function: phosphatidic acid transfer activity. The record is from RefSeq and is a predicted model, not a curated record. Gene Ontology annotation, biological process: phospholipid transport. Lineage: Eukaryota; Fungi; Mucoromycota; Mucoromycetes; Mucorales; Lichtheimiaceae. Bases 129 to 734 code for a protein of 201 amino acids. Gene Ontology annotation, cellular component: mitochondrial intermembrane space.
UUUUUUUUUUUCAUAUAUAUAAGCAAACAACUACAACUGUAGACGCCGCUGGCCGCCGUUUCUUUUUCAUUUCUACAUACCUUAUAUACAUACAUAUACACACACAGAGCACAAGUGAGAAAGAAAUCAUGAAGCUUUUCGAGACAGUUCACGACUACAACUACGAGUGGAGCCUUGUCUCUGCUGCCAAUUGGCGCAAGUACCCUAAUGAAAAUGCAACACAUGUAAAAUGCGUCGACAUUUUAAACCAGCACAUCGAUCCUGACACUGGCGUUCUGACUACAGAACGUCUCUUUACAGUCAAACAAAACGUACCGACCUUAAUCCUCAAGAUUCUUGGCUCGGAUACGACGCACUAUGUCCGAGAAGUCUCCACCAUCGACCCACGAACAAAAACAUUGACCAUGUGCAGCGUAAACCUGACCAUGUCCAACUUGCUGACCGUAGAAGAAACCAUCCGUUAUCAAGAGCAUCCUGAGGAUCCCUUAAAAACAAAGUUCACGCAACAAGCAGCCAUCUCUGCAGGUAGUCUGGUGUCACGAUGGGGCAACCUACUCGAGGACUUUACGCUCAAGCGGUUCCAGCAGAACGCAGCAACGGGCCGUGAAGGCUUCUCCAAGGUCCUGGAGCGGUUUGUGGUGAUGGCGGAAGCAGGGCAGCAGCAGCAGAAGGCGGUCCGUUCCGACAACGAAAACAACAACAACAGCAGCAGCAGCAACAGCAACAGCAACUAGAAAAGCACUAUAACAAGCAACCCCCCCCCUCCUCCCAGCAAAAAAAAAAAAAAAAAA